ACUGUUUCAACCACUGGACAGUCCUUUUAUUGUGGGUUCCCAACUGUGCCUCACCUUCCGCAAAGUCUGUACGCACCGAUGAUGGAGCAGGCUGUGGAGAUGCUUCAUAGACAGGACGCGGUCGCGAAGCAAAUGAAGAAACUGCGGCCGAAGAAAUUCCGGUGCGAACACUGCGAUGUCGCAUUCAGCAAUAACGGCCAGCUCAAGGGACACGUCAGGAUACAUACCGGAGAGAGACCAUUCAAAUGCGACGCUGAAGGUUGUGGGAAAUCAUUUACCAGGAACGAGGAACUGACGAGGCACAAGAGGAUCCAUACUGGACUACGUCCGCACGCUUGCAUCAUUUGCGGAAAAUGUUUCGGCAGGAAGGACCACUUGAAGAAGCACAUGAGGACACAUGAAAAUCGGGAUCCUUAUCGGAUGUCGGCGGCUGCAUUGGGAAUGUUCGCUUUAGGUCACACUCUACCUCAGGGACACUCGUUUCCCCCUUAUGGCUAUCCUAUGUGA
Molecule: messenger RNA, 507 nt
Organism: Eufriesea mexicana
Lineage: Eukaryota; Metazoa; Arthropoda; Insecta; Hymenoptera; Apidae
Product: zinc finger protein 22
Exons: 2
Coding region: 79-507 (142 amino acids)
Biological process (GO): regulation of transcription by RNA polymerase II
Molecular function (GO): RNA polymerase II cis-regulatory region sequence-specific DNA binding; DNA-binding transcription factor activity, RNA polymerase II-specific
Source: RefSeq, a predicted model, not a curated record